This is a messenger RNA of Lithohypha guttulata, 1221 nucleotides long. RefSeq lists its product as uncharacterized. Bases 1 to 1221 code for a protein of 406 amino acids. The record is from RefSeq and is a predicted model, not a curated record. The transcript has 3 exons. Lineage: Eukaryota; Fungi; Ascomycota; Eurotiomycetes; Chaetothyriales; Trichomeriaceae.
AUGAGUGGGAUCGGGCACAUGGUGGGCUGCAAUGUCCAAGAUGUGAGAUUAGAACCCGGAGCCCAACCAAACGUGGACGAUCCUCCAGAAGUCACACCAGAAGAGAUGAACAUUGAUCACGACACGAUGCGCCCAUUAAGAGAACAUAAUCCAUGGAAUGCACCCGAUCCCGAUGAAGGCGAUAUAGGCAACUACCAGACAUACCAGUUCAAUACUGGUGGAGGUGGUCAUGGCACUUUCACUUUCCAGAGAACAUAUACCACAGGCUUCGGGGUGCCAAGACAACGCAACGCGCAUGCUGAUCCCGUCGCUGACGAAAUAAUGCGCGACUUUCAGAGCAUGGUUGGCAACAUGCUUGGAGGCAUGGGGGGGACCAAUGUAGGAGGCACAUUCAAUAUUAACGGGCGAACUGGCACUUUCGGCAAUAGAGGAGCUGUUCCUCAUCACGACGAAUUCCCUGGUCCAAUGAUGGGAGGUCCACCUGGUCUCUUCUCGAUGCUUUUUCCCGGUUCGCCUCAAAAUCAAAACCGCAACGGUCAGCGCCAGAUGCAGUCACCACUCGAUUUACUUGGUAUGCUUCUGAAUCCAGCCAACGCUAGAAGCGGUGAUGCUGUAUUCUCGCAAGAAGCCCUCGAUCGUGUCGUAUCUCAACUAAUGGAACAGAACCAGCAAAACGGAGCACCCCCUGCACCCGAGGAAAUCAUAAACUCGCUACCACGAAAAGCAGUCGACAAAACAAUGCUAGGUGACGAUGACAAGGCUGAGUGCAGCAUAUGCAUGGACAAUGUGGAGAUGGGCACUGAGGUUACUGUGCUACCCUGCAAGCAUUGGUUCCAUUUUGAAUGCAUACAACAUUGGUUGAAGGAACACGAUACAUGCCCACACUGUCGAAAACCUAUCACUCCUGAGGAUCAACGACACCAGCAAGGUCGACCGAGUGGUAUGCCACGCAUGCGCAGGAGAAGCAACUCAGUCGCAAGUCCAAUGUCACAAAUGCCUGGCUCGAUGCCGCAGGAUGGAAGCAGGCAAUAUCAAAGUCACAUACCCGAAAGCCCCAGUGACCUACGAGCUGCUAGAGAGGCCUAUUACGGAAGAUCGCAGAACGACCCGAAUACUGAGAGGCCCAGCAGCGCGAGGCGGUCUAGUAGAAGAAGUGAUGGCGACGGUGGGGGUGGAGGUGGUGUUAGUGGUUGGAUCCGCUCGCAUAUGCCAUUCUCGUGA